Messenger RNA from Penicillium canescens, 1239 nucleotides. Its product is annotated as serine hydrolase domain-containing protein. NCBI's taxonomy places the organism in Eukaryota, Fungi, Ascomycota, Eurotiomycetes, Eurotiales, Aspergillaceae. The record is from RefSeq and is a predicted model, not a curated record. The transcript has 4 exons. The coding region runs from base 1 to 1239 and encodes 412 amino acids.
AUGGGUAAUCUUCCAGUGACGACUCUUGAAGCACUUAAAAGCCGAAUUGACUCGGCCUGCGUCGACCCUGACAACGGACUACCGGGCGCUGCUGCUGCAGUUGUUGGAAAGAAUGGAAAGUUGUUGUUCUCUCACGCAGGCGGACAGAGAGGACACGGAAGCACCGAGCCACUGGCAACCGACAGUGUCUUUUGGAUCGCGUCAUGCACAAAAUUGAUCACUGGGAUUGCAUGCAUGCAGCUUGUGGAACAGGGGCAGCUCUCCUUGGAUGAUGCCAACGAACUUGAACGCAUCUGCCCAGAGCUGAAGGACGUGAAAGUCCUGCAAGAAGAUGGCACAUUGGUCGAAAAAACGAGGGGCAUUACGUUGAGGAUGCUAUUGACCCACACAGCUGGCUUUGGAUAUGCCUUCAUGAAUACCAAAUUACGGGACUCCAGCCGCCCGAUUGGCUUCGACGAGUUCUCGGGAUAUUUCAGUGACUUCAAGCAGCCGCUUGUGCACCAGCCAGGAGAAGCCUGGGAGUAUGGUGUAAAUAUCGAUUGGGUAGGCGUUGUGAUUGAACGUGUUACCAAGAAGACACUGAAUGAAUACUUCCACCAACACAUCUUUGAGCCACUGGGCCUUACUCAGAUAUCCAUGAUCCCAACUUCAGCCAUGAAGGAAAAAUUAGCCUAUAUGCACCAGCGAGACUCAACCGGCCGAAUCUCUCCUCGGGAUCAUUUGCUCCGACGACCGCUGACGGUGGAAAACAAAUCCGAUGUGGAAUCACUCUUCAACAGUGGCGGAGCGGGAUGUUUCUCGACACCCCAAGAUUAUUGCCAAAUCCUAGCGAUACUGCUUAACGACGGGACUUCACCAAGUACUGGAUCGCAGCUAUUGAAAAAAGACACCGUGGACGAAAUGUUCCGCGACCAAAUCGCGAACCUUCCGCCACUGUCUGAAAAGUACAUUCCCGACGCAAAGCCUGAUCUGACGAAUUCUGGCACAGGACUGCACCCAACCGUUGCCGGGGACCGUCAGGGUUGGGGCCUGACCUUCUUGCUAAGCGGGGGCUUGACGGGUCGUUCUGUGGGAACAGCCCAAUGGUCUGGCCUCCCUAAUCUUUACUGGUGGUGCGAUCGUGACAAUGGUUUGGCGGGUAUAGUUUGUGCCCAAAUCCUGCCGUUUGGCGACGCCCAAGUCCACCAACUGUAUCAGGAUAUUGAGGCAGGAGUGUAUAAAGGACUUGCCUCAGCUUAG